CGUAGCUCGUCAGUCGUAGCGAAUAAGCGAGCUCCGUUUGAUUUCUUGGCUGCUGCUACCUAGUUGGUUGCAUUGCAUUGCUCGUGGCGGCGGCGGCAAUGGAGUCCACCAAGCUGUCGGCGGUGCUCAUCCUCGCCAUGUUCGCGCUCUCCUCCUCCCCGCUCGCCCUCGCGUGCAACUCGUGCGGCUCCGGCGGCGGCGGCAGUGCCCCAUCGGGCGGCAGCGCGCCAUCGGGUGGUGGCAUCGGAGGAGUGGUCGGAGGAAUCGUCGGGGGAGUCGCUCCGGUCGUCGGAGGAAUCGUCGGGAAAGUACCCCCGGUUGUAGGAGGCGUCGUCGGGGAAGUCACUCCGGUCGUCGGAGGGAUUGUCGGUAAAGUCCCUCCCGUCGUCGGCGGAGUCGUCGGAGGAGUCGCCCCGGUCGUCGGUGGAGUCGUCGGAGGUGUCGCCCCGGUCGUCGGAGGAGUCGUCGGAGGUGUCGCCCCGGUGGUGGGAGGAAUCAUCGGCGGCGGCGGCAGCCCGGUGAAGCACCACGGCGGCAGGAAGGUGUGCCCGCCAUCGCCCUACACCCCGUCGCCCACCCCGCCCACCCCCACGCCGUCGAGCUCGGACAGCUGCCCCAUCGACGCGCUCAAGCUCGGCGUGUGCGUGGACCUCCUCGGCAACGAGGUGCACAUCGGCGACGCCCACGUGCAGUGCUGCCCGCUGGUGAAGGGCAUCGCCGGCCUGUCCGCCGCCGCUUGCCUCUGCACCGCCAUCAAGGCCAAGGUGCUCGACCUCAGCAUCUACGUGCCCAUCGCGCUCAGCCUGCUCGUCAACUGCGGCUGCGACGUGCCGCCUGGCUACACCUGCGCCUAAGCCAUGCACGCGUCCAUCCACAUGCACGUCCCAGCCAUGCACGCAUACAUCAAUUCUCUCUUCUAGAGUACAAAGUUUAAUUAGUUUCAGUCAAAUUUAAGGUCGUUUGGUAAAAUUCGGUCGGGUGAUGAAGCCACUCGCUUCCGGGAUGUUAAAUUCGGUGAAGAAUUUAUUCGAUUUGCUCUUCUGGUUUUAGUUUGCAUGUUAAAAUUUGUACAUGUAGUGCCCCUGGAAAUUGUCAUCAAUUGUAUUAUGUAUGCCUAUAUUGUACAACUAUUUAAUUUAAUUCCCAGAUGUAACUCUUGUUUGCAA
This is a messenger RNA of Oryza brachyantha (malo sina), 1166 nucleotides long. Its product is annotated as 36.4 kDa proline-rich protein-like. The record is from RefSeq and is a predicted model, not a curated record. NCBI's taxonomy places the organism in Eukaryota, Viridiplantae, Streptophyta, Magnoliopsida, Poales, Poaceae. The transcript has a single exon. Bases 99 to 854 code for a protein of 251 amino acids.